AUGGCAAUGAAGAAGCUCUUUUCCCUUUGCCUUCUCCUCAUCUCUUUCGCUCUCCUCUCGACGACCAUCCGUGCCACCGCAAGGGCACCGUCGUUGACACAGGGUUUCACCACUCAUCUCAUCCACCGCGACCACAUCCACAACCCCAGCAAAGCUCUCGCGCAGCGCUACGCUGAUGCGUUCCGACGCUCCUUUGCCAGGGUCCAAGGCCGUUUCAACAUGAACGUUCCUGUCCCACCUUUGUUCCAUCUCGACACGGUUCAGUCCGACAUCCUCCCGGACAAUGGCGAAUAUGUCCUGAAAGUGUCGAUAGGGACCCCGCCCUACGAUGUCUACGCCAUCGUCGACACCGGCAGCGACCUCUUUUGGGUUCAAUGCCUCCCCUGCGAUCAGUGUUUCCCUCAGAAGAAGCCCAAGUACGACCCGAAAUCGUCUUCCACAUACCGUGACGUUGCGUGCCCGUCCCAGCAGUGCCAGCUCCUGGGCAGCACCUCGUGCGCUUCUCCCUUGAACACGUGCAACUACACCAGCGCAUACGCGGAUUCGUCCCUGACGAAGGGGGUCCUCGCGACGGAGACACUGACCUUCGCUUCCACCACUGGACCACCAGUGACGCUCCCGAACAUAGUGUUCGGUUGCGGCCACAACAACACCGGCGUCUUCAACGACAACGAGAUGGGACUCGCCGGGCUCGCGAAAGGCCCCGCCUCACUCAUCUCGCAGAUAGGCACGUCCUUCGGGGCCAGGCGGUUCUCUCAGUGCCUAGUCCCCUUCCACACCCCACCGACCGUCACCAGCAAGAUGAGCUUCGGCAGCGGCAGCGAGGUCUCAGGCCCCGACACCGUCACUACCAGCCUUCUGACCAUGCAAAACCCGUCCUUCUACUAUGUGACCGUGAACGGGAUCAGCGUCGGAAGCACCUACCUGCCUUUUAACUCUUCUGGGGCGAGCCACGUCUCUAAGGGGAACGUGUUCCUAGACUCGGGGACGCCUAUAACCAUCGUGCCGAAAGAUUUCUACGACAGGUUGGCAGCGGAGGUGAAGAGAGCGGUGGAAUUGACACCCAUAGAUGACCCUCAGCUGAGGCCGCAGCUGUGCUGGGAGGGACGUGCAAGCGAAGGGGCCGGUGCUGACGGCGCAUUUCGACGGCGAAGCCGACGUGGAGUGGAAGCAGACGAGCACGUUCAUAGAGGCUAA
Molecule: messenger RNA, 1197 nt
Organism: Eucalyptus grandis
Lineage: Eukaryota; Viridiplantae; Streptophyta; Magnoliopsida; Myrtales; Myrtaceae
Product: aspartic proteinase CDR1
Exons: 1
Coding region: 1-1197 (398 amino acids)
Biological process (GO): proteolysis
Cellular component (GO): extracellular region
Molecular function (GO): aspartic-type endopeptidase activity
Source: RefSeq, a predicted model, not a curated record